AUGGGCAGUACUGCCGAGCACCCGCGGCGGGUGGAGCAAGUUUCUGAACGGCCCGGGAAGGAGGGGACGAAGGAGGCCGGGCCCGGAGGGAGAGCGCAUUGGGCAGAGGAGGAUCGCGAGCGCCCACUGCUGUCCGGCCCGCUUGGGUGCCACCCCGAGUCCGGCCCGCUAGGUGCCUGGUGCUCCACUCUGUGCUCAGCUGCUCCGCACAGCCCCGCCUGGCACGCAGCUCCAACGGCGGGUCCCGGAGUAGUCGGUCCCACCCACCCGGUGCGGCGGCCCCUCGGGUUUCGGUCCAAGGGAAAGGACCAGCGCUCCAGGAAGGUGACCCACCUUAGACGCUGGCGCUCCUUCCGCCCCGCGGGAAGCAGGAGGUUCCAUCCUCUCCAAUUCGCUCUGCAGCCGGACUGGGACCGCGGCGGCGGCCUGGGCCGGAAUCCCCGCAAGGAGCCGGCUUCAAAGAGCGCCCUGUCGCCAUUGAAUACUCCUCCUUUGGUUUCGCGUCAGAGAGUGGACGCCAAUUUGCCAGAAGAGCGCGGAAAAUUCAGCUUUUUUCUUUUCUUUUCUUUUUCUUUUUUUUUUUUUUUUUUUUUUUUCAAGUGCACUAGGAUUGCAAACGUCAGCUCUGAAAUAAAAAGCAGAGUCUUUCUGCCCCGCCGCUCUCUUCCGGAAGCUGGGAGGUUCUGUGGGAGAACCGACCUGCACCCAAUAACUCAAUUUAAGAUUUAAGGUUUUGAGGGGCGUGGAGUUGGAAUCGCCUUGGAGAAACGGGCUUGCCUGCUUACCUGAGUCAAAGCAAAUUGCCCUCAAGGGCGAACAGCAAUCAUACCCCCCAAAAACCAAAUGUACAUCAAAGUAACUUCCUUUAAAUGAGAUUUCUAUAGUUUCCAUGUCUUACAUAUUAGUAAAUAAAUAUUUGGAAGACUUAGAAUUUGUGAUUUACCUUUAAAUAUAUUACACCAACAUUGUUUAAUU
Chlorocebus sabaeus (green monkey) is the source of this 975-nucleotide messenger RNA. NCBI's taxonomy places the organism in Eukaryota, Metazoa, Chordata, Mammalia, Primates, Cercopithecidae. The record is from RefSeq and is a predicted model, not a curated record.